Messenger RNA from Lagopus leucura (white-tailed ptarmigan), 2752 nucleotides. RefSeq lists its product as uncharacterized. The record is from RefSeq and is a predicted model, not a curated record. The coding region runs from base 1019 to 2272 and encodes 417 amino acids. The transcript has 3 exons. Lineage: Eukaryota; Metazoa; Chordata; Aves; Galliformes; Phasianidae.
GCAGCGAUGGCUCCCCACCAGGGCAGCCCCAGGUCGAGGUGCAGGAACUGCAGCAGGUUCUGCACGAAGCCCACGGGGCUCAGCGCCCCCAGCCCCAAAUCCUCCAGGCGCGGCUCCUCCAGCCCCACACAUCCGUGGGGCUGCCCCACAAGUGGGCCUGCGGGCUCCUGCUGCCCCAUAAGUGGAGCCUGGCCUUCCGAAAGCCGCCUUUCCUGCCCCAUAACCCAGCUCUCCUGCCCCACAAGUGGGGCCUGCUGCCCCAUAAGUGAGGCCUCCUGCCCCAUAAGUGAGGCCUCCUGCCCCAUAAGUGGGGCCUCCUGCCCCAUAAGCGUCUUCUCCUGCCCCACAACUGGGCUCUGCUGCUCCAUGGGGGACGUCGGGGUCACGGUGGCCGCCUAUGGGGUGACAACGUUUAUGGGGUCGGGGGGGAUCCGCGAGGGCUCUCCUGCCCCAUAAGUGGACCCACAGCCCCACACGCGGCCCUAUAACUGCCCCAUAACCCCACACAGCCCCAUAGCUGCCCCAUAUCAUCCCACAUCGCCCCAUAUCGGCCCCACACAACCCCAUAGCUGCCCCAUAGCUGCCCCAUAUCACCCCAUAUCGGCCCCAUAUCACCCCAUAUCACCCCACACCGCCCCAUAUCGGCUCCAUAUCACCCUCUAUCGCCCCAUGUCGCCCCAUAUCGGCCCACCUUCGUGCCCAGGCAGCGCCGUCCAUUGUGGCCUCGGGCCCAAAGCGGGGCCCUGAGUUCCUGCAAGGGGAAAAGAGCCGACAUGACGUCACGGGGGGGGAGCCGACAUGACGUCACACCGCCCGCGUGACGUCACAGCCCGCCGAGCUCCGCACCUGAGCCCGCAAAGCGCGGAGCAGCGGCCGCAGCCGCGGGGUCACCGCCGCCAUCAUUACGGCCGGAAAUGGCAGGCCGGAAAAGGCGGAGCUAAAGAAAAAAAACCGGAAGUGGCGUCGAGGCGGGCGGAAGCGCCCUCAGUGCCGCCGCCAUUUUGAAUGCGCUGAGGCAAUGGCGAAGGCGCCCCCCGGGGUCCUCAGCGCACCGGAAGUGACGUGCGGGGAAAAGGGGGCGCAGCCGGAAGUGGUAGAACCCGGUUUGGGGGGAACGGAGCAGAAGGGGAAUGGGAGCAGCCCGCCAAUGGGAGGAGGCAGCGGGGAGAGUGGGCGGGUCCAAGCGAUGGAAGGAGCCAAUGGGGAGAGCGGGCGGGUCAUUGACAAGGAGGAACGUGAGGGGGUUCAACCAAUGGGAGGAGCCGCUGGGGAAAGUGGGCGGGCCCAAGCGAUGAUAGGAACCAAUGGGGGAACCCGACCAAUGGGAGGAGCUAGUGGGGGAAGUGGGCGGGCCCACGAGAUGGGAGGAGCCACCGUGGGGACCCCACCAAUGGGAGGAGGCAGUGGGGAAAGGGGGCGGGCCCACGAGAUGGGAGGAGCCACCGUUGGGACCGCGCCAAUGGGAGGCGCUACAGAGAGUGCCCUGCCAAUAGGAGGAGCCGAUGGGCAAAGUGGGCGGGCUCAAACGAUGGAAGCAGCCAUUGAGGGGAGUGGGAGGGUUUUGGGGGUGGGCGGAGCCACCGUGGGGACCCCACCAAUGGGAAACGCUACUGGGGGGGAGCCACCAAUGGGAGGUGCCACUGGGCAAAGUGGGCGGGCGGAAGCAGUGGAAGCAGCCAAUGAGGGGGAUGGGCGGAUCCUUGCGGUGGGCGGAGCUACAGGUGGGACCCCACCCGUGGGAGGAGCUACAGGGGGGGCCCCGCCAAUAGGAGGAGUCCCUUCGGGAAGUGGGUGGGCCCAAGCGACGGCAGGAGCCAAUGGGGAAAGCGGGCAGGUUUUGGGGGUGGGCGGAGCCACCGCGGGGACGCCACCAAUGGGAGGCGGCGGCGGGCUGAGUGGGCGGGCAGAAGCGCCUGCGGGAGCCAAUGAGAGCGGCGUUAAGGAGCGGGACGUUAACGAGGCGGCGCUGUGGGCGGAGCUGGAGGCGGAGCUUCGGAGGAGUCCCGGAGGCUCCGCCCCUUCCGCUUUGUGGGCUUUGGUGGCGCUGCCCGCGGCUCCCGACCGGAAGUGCCGCCAUGUUGAUGGCGCCGCCCUGCUGCGGGGGGGCGGCACGGGGGGCCCGCCAGCAGUGGGUCGCACGCUGCGGGUGCUGGAGAAAUGCGGCAGGAAUUUGUUGCACUUCCGGCCCCCCCCCGCCUGGCAGCGCCUGCGUUUCCCCAGCCCGGCCCUGCGCCCCGACCCGCCCGUCAUCCAGGUAAUUAACGCUGAUUAACGCUAAUUAACGCCUCCUUCCCCGGCCCUGUAAUCAGCCCCAGCCCAAGGAUGCGCCUGGCCACGCCCCCUUUUCUUCGUGGCCACGCCCACUUCGUCAGGCCACGCCCCUCUCGUCGUGUCAGGCCCGCUGUUAGGCCACGCCCCCUUUCAUCACGGCCCCGCCCACUGGUCGGUAGGCCACACCCACUUUUUUUAAUCCCUGGCCCUGCCCACUGCCCGUGUGGUUCCAUAUGGCCUUAAAGAGCCCCAUAGGGACCCCAUAGAGCCCUAUAGAGCCCCAUAGGGACCCCAUAACCACCCCAUAGAGCCCAUAGAGCCCCAUAGAACCCUAUAAGGACCCUAUAGAGCUCCAUAGAGCCCCAUAGACACCCCAUAGCCACCCCAUAGAGCCCCAUAGAGCCCCAUAAGGACCCCAUAGAGCCUUAUAGACACCCCAUAGAGCCUCUUAGCCACCCCAUAGAGCCCCAUAGAGCCCCAU